Molecule: messenger RNA, 1814 nt
Organism: Oncorhynchus nerka (sockeye salmon)
Lineage: Eukaryota; Metazoa; Chordata; Actinopteri; Salmoniformes; Salmonidae
Product: protein rapunzel-like
Exons: 3
Coding region: 324-1499 (391 amino acids)
Source: RefSeq, a predicted model, not a curated record
GAGGGGAUGGAGGAGUUCCAACGGGGGAGUGACGAGGGAGAGAGACAGAGAGAGAGACAGAGAAGAGAGAGAGAGAGAGACUACAUAUACAUCCCAACACUAGGAGGCUGGUGCUCAGAGGCACAGUUGGACUGUUGGAUAACUGGACUGCACCCCCCUGUAUACUUUAUUGGACUAUCAGAGUUCUCACUGUGAGGCCAGCAGGGAUUCACUCUAGUUGAGAGUUUGAGCAAGGAAGCAGGCCACAGUCCAACAAUACCUGAACAGCUCUACAUGUUAUACUGUUAUUUGUUGUGCACUGAAUAAUAACAAUACCAGCAAAGAUGGCCGGCCAGCUACAGAAGAUCGUAGCAGAGAAGAAGAACGUGGUAGAGACUGUAAUGGAAGUGUUUGAACAGGGAGCUGAGGUGGUGGCCAGUAUCGCAGGUGACCUCUUCCCUGUUUUUGCCAUCGCUGCUCCCAUCGUGAAAUUGGCCCUGGACAAUGUGGAGAGCAAGGAAGCUGCGUUCAUGAAGGAGCAGUUCCAGAAAGUUCGUGAACGCCUGGAGGUGGUUUCAGAGGAGAUGCAGCGUAUUAACGAGGAGAUCAAGAAGAGCGGAGCGGACGCUGCCUACUUUUCUGUAGAGGAGAACAUCUCCAACCAGUUCCGCAAGUACAUGGACAUCCUCAAUGCCAAACCCAAGUUUCGUGAGGUCAAGAAGAAGCUUUUCAUGGAGCAUUUUGUCAAAACAGGUGGCGACAAAAACCUACACACCCUCUAUAGUGCCGUGACGGGAGACAACUUCUCUGGAGAGUCAGUGUUGGAAAUUACUCUUAACUAUGAAGAGAAAAGUCGACGCGCUAUGGAAGACUUCUGUGCCAGGUUGAAGAAACUCUUUUGCAUAGGCCUCAUCGCUCUGAUGGGCUACACCGCUCUAAAGGACUGCGAUGACGAAGAGAAGCUUCUUCAAGACUGGGGUGAAAAGAUGAAGGAUGUACAGGUGAAAAUGAAUGCUGUCAUUGAGGACUGCAUCACCAGCUUCCCCAAGCAGUCUGAACUGGAUUCCCGGAGGUUGGUUAGGGACCACUCUGACCUGAGCAACCAGCAGCUGGCAGACACCAUUUUGGAGAAGCUGAAAAGAAAGUAUGACUGGGUGUGCUGGUCUGUCCGUAUAUUCAGUUCCCCUUCGGGCCUGUUCUCCAACAAAAAAGACAUCCAGUGCCCCACAGGAAAAAAUCGCUUUCAGGUGCCAGCGACAGACGAGAAGCUGAAUGUCAUGGUCUCCUACAGUGCCUCGCCCGAGCCUCUGAACAAGGCCCACAUCCAGCAGCUGAUCCAGGGUCAGAAGAAACUCACCGUAGUGGGUACAGCUGAGCUCCUGUUUGGGCAGUUGCCAGGUCCAUGUGCAGUCCACACGGUCAAGACUUGCAAAGACCUGGCCUGUGUCUGGAGCUUUGCUGAAGAGCUACACUACUGGGAGGAGCACAAGAACUUCUAUGUUUGUGUUCACUACAAUUGACUUUUUCUUACUUAAAAAUGAAUAAUUAGCCUUAGCUCCCAAUGUUAUAUUCAGUCCAAUUUUGAUCUUUACACUAAGACUGACAUUGCCAAGUACUUUCUCUCUUUCUCAGUUGAGUUCUGAUCCCCAGCUAUACUAAUGAGGAGGAACAUAGGCUAACAUUUAUAAGGCAUGAUACUUACCAAAGACUGUUUUACCUGUUAAUCUAUUCUUUGUAAUGUUUUUCUUUUAUGUAUGCCCCCUACUAAAAUAGUGUAAAUAAAAUCUGCUUUACAUUUUCAAAUAAACCACACAUAAUAACUGUGAUAGUCAUGA